AACAAACUGGGCAAUCUUGGAUUUCUCAUUCAUUUUUAACUAAAAAUGCACAAGCUUAACAUCUUAACCAAAAAAAAGUCAACAGAAACAAGUAGAUAAACAAGCAUGGCGGAUUUUUUAGGAACAACAGAUUUGGAUUUGAUGGAAGGAACCCCACCCACGGGGUCAAGCUUCCAUCAUCUCCUUCACCAUUUUUCCUAACAAAAUCCUCUGUUUCAGAGCUGUACCUAAGAUGAAAACCCAGAAAAUGGACAACCUCCUUCAGUGAGUUUUGGAAGCCCGGCGAUCCUCUUCUUCUUACUGCAGCAAUACCCAAACUCCAGAACCACAAGAGACAAGAGAAAAACCCCUCCUCUCAACUAAACCCCUCCUCUUCUCUCAACCACCCCUUUCUCCUCUCAACUAAAGCCCUCCUCUUCUCGGAAUUUCCCUUUACUGCUCUCAAAAAAACCAAACAGAGACUUCCAAAUCAACUCUGAAAAUCAACCACAGACCCCCCCAAAAGACCUCUGCCUUUUGCUCUAUAUAUACACCCAUAAUGAUAAAAAUAACAAUAAAAAAUGAAAUUUAAAAAAAAAAAAAGGAGAGCAACAGAGUAGAGGCGCGAGAUUUGGGCACUCUGUAGGCUCGGUGCAGCAGAGGGUCGGGAUUUGGGCGCAGAGUGCAGGAGGCGCAGGCUCGGUGCAGCAGCGUGCAGGGGGUGCAGCCGGGCUGGUGCAGGAGCAAGGGCAGGGGCGUGGUGCAGCAUGCAGGAGGCAGGCGUGGCAGGGGGUAGGGCAGAGCAAGGGUGUAGGCGUGUGGGAGGCAUGAUUGCCGGUGUGCAGAGGGGAGAGCAGGCGCAGUGUGCAGGGCUGGGCGCAGGAGCAGGGGAUCCGGUUUGGGCGAGGCCGAGCAAGGCCGGGCGCAGGUUCGCGGUAAGCAAAAGGGAGAAGGCUUGGGUGAGGAUGCAGAGCAGGGUUCGGGUGUGAGUGCAGAUCCGGGCUCGGGGGUGUUGGCGAGGGGGGCAGCAAGGCGCAGCUCAGGUAAGCAAGGGGCGUGUGGAAGAAGAAGAUUCUGGAAGAGAGAGAGGACGGGGACUUUAAAAUAUUUUUAUUUUUUUUUUUAAUCAGAUCAAAUUUUUUUUGUUUAGUUUUUUUGUUUUUUUUUUUUUGUUUUUUUUUUGGGUUUGUUUAGGUUAAAUGGGUUCGGUAUUUGGGCUUGGGUUUGGGUAAUUGUGGGUUUUGGGUUUUGGGUAAUUUUUGGUUUUGGGAUUUUGGGCUUGGGUAGUUGGUAGGCUUUGGGUUUUGGGUAAUUGGGUUUGAGUUUGGGUUUUGGUUUGAGUUUAAUGGAUUUUGGGCUAGACUUUGUAUUUCACCCCUUCAACUUUCUAUUUCUUCAAUUGAGUCCUUUCUCUCAUCUUUUCCAAUCUUCUUUGUAAAAUUUCCUUUUUGUCCCCCAUUUUUUUUUUUAUGAACCUAACAAGUAAAACAAAGACAAAACAUAUUAGUUAAAAUAAAAAUAAAAAUAAAAUAAAAUUCUACUAAAAUUUGAGUUAUGGCAAGCCUAUAUAAAGUUCUGAUUUGAGGGUUUGAAAUUUUCUCUGUCAAGGAACAAUAAAAAAAAAAAGAAAAAAGAGAAGAAGAAGAAAUCCUUUCUCUAAUGAGUCUAAGUCAGUUAGCAUAGCUAAAAGCUCAAUGGCUUAUGAUCGGUCUUCUAAACAUGGAAGGUUAGUUCAUAGGAAGGAGAUAUAUUUGAUUUGUCCACCUUGGCAUGGAAGCAGACAUUGUCUCAUAUGCUAAAGACUAGAUUGGUGGAGUUACAAAUAAAAUAAAUUCUUGAAGCAAAUACUUUAUAGCCUGAAUGCCUGAAGCACCAAAUACGCACUACUUUUAGGCAAGUGAACCUAAUCAAUUAUGCAGUAUAAG
Rubroshorea leprosula is the source of this 1904-nucleotide messenger RNA. NCBI's taxonomy places the organism in Eukaryota, Viridiplantae, Streptophyta, Magnoliopsida, Malvales, Dipterocarpaceae. The record is from the annotation of a GenBank genome assembly.